This is a messenger RNA of Crotalus tigris (Tiger rattlesnake), 1035 nucleotides long. It is a transcript of the gene MTHFS, whose product is annotated as methenyltetrahydrofolate synthetase. Gene Ontology annotation, molecular function: 5-formyltetrahydrofolate cyclo-ligase activity. Gene Ontology annotation, cellular component: mitochondrion. Lineage: Eukaryota; Metazoa; Chordata; Lepidosauria; Squamata; Viperidae. The record is from RefSeq and is a predicted model, not a curated record. The coding region runs from base 139 to 801 and encodes 220 amino acids. Gene Ontology annotation, biological process: folic acid-containing compound biosynthetic process; tetrahydrofolate interconversion. The transcript is spliced from 3 exons.
AGCGGCCGCUUCUCCUGCCCGCCUUCCCGGGGGCUCAGGGACCUCGGGAAAGACCCCCAGGGCUCCGCUCCGUCCUUCCUCCGGAUCCGGGGCGCCUCCCCGAGGUCGGCAGAAGCGGCGGCUGCUCUGACAAGUCCCAUGGAGAGCCCGGAGGAGGGAGGAGUCGCUGCAAGCCCGGCCGACAUGGCUGCCCUAAACGCAGCCAAGCGCGCUCUGCGCGCGGAGCUGAAGCGCCGCCUGAAAGAACUGAGCCAAGCCGAGAAGCUGCGCCAGUCGCGCCUGCUGGCCGGCAAGCAGGUGAUGGCCCAUCCUCGCUACCUUGCUUCCCAGCGCAUUGCAGUCUUCUUGAGCAUGCCGGAUGAGGUCCAGACCAAUGAAAUCAUCAAAGAUGUUUUUCAAAAAGGCAAAGCAUGUUUCAUUCCAUGGUACAAGCCCCAAAGCAGCCACAUGGACAUGGUCAAGCUCGCUUCCUAUGAAGAAAUUGCCUCGCUUCCUCUGACAUCCUGGAAUAUCCAUCAACCAGCUGAAGGUGACGUGCGGGAAGAUGCAUUGGCUGUGGCAGAUGGUCUGGAUCUCAUCCUGAUGCCGGGACUUGGUUUUGACCAAACGGGGAACAGGCUGGGAAGAGGAAAAGGGUAUUAUGAUACCUUCCUCCAACGAUGCCAGCAGCAUCCGAAAGGAAAACCGUACACAAUUGCCUUAGCUUUCCAAGAACAAAUGUGCAGUAUGGUCCCUGUGUCUGAAACUGAUAUGAAAGUGGAUGAAAUCCUCUUUGAAGACUCUAAGCAAGAACUCCAAUGAAUGACUGACCGUUGCUUUUCAUGGAAUUUAUGGACCGCUUUGUUCACACCUAUUCUUCAUGGUGAGGAACUGUGGUUAACUGCUGCCAAUAUCUUUGUUAUCUCAACUCCUUAGCUGUGUUGAGGAUGGUACUACCACUUCUGCCUGUAAAGAACCAAGAGGUCAUGUGUCUAGAUUAUGUGUCAAGGUUCCAAUUGACAAACCAACCAAGUAAACACCUUCAAGACGUUUCAA